AUGGAGCAUUUAAUUGUUUUGUUACCAGCGUGUAAUUGUUGUUUAUUGUGUUUGUUUAUUUGUUUGUUUGCAGUGCCUAACAAUUACUCUUGUGUUGCAGGAGACGUGAUGACGGGCGUAUGCUUCGUGGGUCUGUGGAACGUGAAGGCCCUGCAGUGGUUCGUGUUGGCGCCCCUGUUCUUCUACCUGGUGUUGGGCACGGCAUUCCUCUUGACGGGGUUCGUGUCCCUCUUCAGGAUCCGCACCAUCAUGAAGCAUGACGGCACCAAGACCGAUAAGCUGGAGCGCUUCAUGAUCCGUAUUGGCGUGUUCAGUGUGCUGUACACGGUGCCGGCGACGGCGCUGGUGGCCUGUCUCUUCUACGAGCAGGCCUAUCAUGACGAGUGGAUGGUGGCGUGGCAGAGGGACAAGUGUGGGUCCAAGGAGGAGCCCUGGGUGACCUACAACAUCAACUGUCCCCCGGGUGUCGACAACGAAACGCCGCUCUCAAGGCCAGACUUCAUCUUCUUCAUGGGGAAGUAUCUGAGCACACUGGUGGUGGGCAUCACCUCUGGGUUCUGGGUGUGGAGCGGCAAGACCCUCUCCGUCUGGAAGAACUGCUACAACCAGUGCUUGGGUCGCAGGACUGAGAGUUACGUGUGACAAUCCGCCCCCGCCUGGCCUACUAACGCCCACGCCCUCACGCAGGGGGGAGCAGGAGCCUCAGUUGGUCCGCCCCACACCCCCCAGCCUCCCCCGUCCACCGCCACCACCACUGCUGUAGCCAGACUCCUGCCAGAGGAGGCUGUGCCCUUCAGGCCCACGCGCACUCCUGAGGAAACCAACUUCUGAAGGAGGUGCGUCGUGGUGCUACGGCUGUGGACGGUGGUGGAGGCGGCGAGGUCUUGAGAGGCCUCCCGGCGUCACCCCUCAAGUGUUGGCUCCUCAGUGACGCUCACCAGUCAACCCAGAUGACGUCACCAGAACGAAGAGGAGCCACUGCGCUACGUUAACCUGCGAGAUAGUUGCCAAUUAUCCUAAAUUUAACAAUAUUCUAAUGUUCAAAAAAAGAAAGAAUUAUCAAUGAAUAAAUUUGCUACUGUUCCAAUGUUCAAAAAAAACAAAAAAACGAAAAAAUAUGUCAUUCUGGUUUAGCACUUUAAGAAAGAAAGAGAACCAGACUCCUGCGAGAGGCUGCUGCACUUUAUGAUUCACUGUAAGAGUUAAUUUUUGGCACUCAUCUAUUGGUGAAGUAAGUUGUUUACACCCGGGCCAGGCGGGACCACCACACGUCGUUCUCCGUGAGCGACUCUUUAUUUUUUUUAAAGUUUCAUUUAUUGUAGUUUUAGUUUCUAGGAACAAAUCCUCUUUCUCUUGAGGGUUUUGACGUUCUUAUUUUUCUUCUUUUAUGCAUUAAUAAUUUGACAGAGGGUGCCUGGUGUGGUGCAGAGGUCCACACUCACGGCUCUCAAGGAUUAUUACCUAAAGUUGUCCCCUUAAUGAGUGGUGAGAGAACCCUCCACUCCAGUGGUGGCAGUCUCAGUGUGACACAACAAGUUGGACUCAAGUUGCCGACACAGCUUAAGGGAGACACUUACAUUACGCCUUCACAAGUGCAUUUAAGAGGAAUAGUGUUGUUACUGAAGUGAACCAAUAAAACACGUCCUUACGUCACUAGCUAGAGGGGUAAACUGUUAUAUUGCUAAGAGGGAGGGACUGUGUUGUUGAGUCACCUGAGUCACGUUCUCAUAUCUCCAGCUUUGAGGGGAAAUUUAAGCUAUGAAUCUUUGAGAACGUGAGUUAUGCCACGAUAUGUAGGAGGCAGUGGACCAGAGAAGCGAGUAUGUGUGUGUGACGGGGGGCGUAUUAUGUACACCUCCCGAGACUAGUCACCUGUGUAACUCCGGCAGGGGAACUCUGACCCUUUACUCAGGAGGUGACAAAGGCGAGAAUUCCGUAACACGUACUCACUCCUUCAGGUCGGCAGCCUUCAGGGAGAUGAGCAAUAUUGACCUUUAUGACAGUUUAAGUUAAAGAUCAGUUUCCCUCUGGUUGCUGAGAGGAUACGACUCUUUAGGUUCUUAACGUUAUGUUUUGUUGAGGGAGAAGCUGUGACGACCAGACCAAAGGGCGCCUCUCAUGCUUCUUGUUUACAUUUGGUGGAUACUUAACUUGAUGACACCCUGUGGUCGUGUCAUUACGGUGUGUGUGUGUGUGUGUGUGUGUGUGUGUGUGUGUGUGUGUUCAGAGUAAUUCAGAGUGACCUUUAACUAUUCAAUAUCUGGUUGCGUAAGGUCACGGUCCAAGGUCACAGCACAUUACCCCAGAGGUCCGGAUUCUCAGAAAUUCAUGCGAUUAAUAAUUCCUCUUUAACUGGUGCUCAGAGAACGUAUCUGAUUUCAGUCAAGUAUCAGUGCAAUUUCCAUAUCCUUAGGCCACCAUGUUUGUCUUAGGUUAGGUGAGCCAGUUAAGAUACGUUCCUGCAAUAUCAGUUAAAGGGAAAAAAGUUAACUUACGAAUCUUUGAGAGUCUGACCUCCACAGAUCAUAUGUCUACUUAGAGUGAGACCUUAAUUUAUACCUUGUCAGGAUUUUAGGUAAGACUAAACUUGUUAAUAGAAUAUUUUACAUCACUGGGCCGUGUGGUGUAGAACAUCUCCCUAGUGUGCUCCCAGCUUAAGUUUAUUUAUUUCACAAACGAAAUAAAUAAAUGUUCUUUUAUCAGGCAUUUGACAGGGAAAAAUAGAUCGUAUUUUAUAAGAUAUUUAAUGGGAAAUAGACUGCCCCUUUUUAUGAUAUUUAACAGGAAAGAGAGAAGUAUGACUGCCAUUAUAAGAUACUUAACGAAAGAUAUAACUCCUUCAUGUGUUACGUGACCGGGAGGAGACAAACUGUUUUAGGUCUUUUAUGUUUCUAUGUCGAAAAUCCUUUGGGAGGUGUUGGUUUAAGACCAUCUUCUAACAUGUUAACUUGAAAGUAUCAUUGACAGAUUUUUAACUUGGGAUUUUCUUUUAGGGAUUUUGGAGAAGUCCCUGGUAAGUCUGAAGGACUUAAGGAAACUCCUUAUUGAUGAUAUUUCGUAAGGAUAAGACAUAAAAUCCUACCUGAGCACUUAUAUGGAAUCCCCCUCUGUGGGGUCUUACUGUAGGAUUACUCAUAGAAAUCCCUUGCCAAACUGAGGUCUAUGUAUAGAGUCCCACGAUGGGGUGCCUCUCUAAAAAUCCCUCGUUUUGGAGUUAUCAAUAGAUCCUAAGGGAAUCCCUGACCCCUCAUAAGAUCUUAUAAACUUUCCCUUGUAAGUCCCUUUCCUCUAUAGGGACCCCAUGGGUCCCUUAAACCCCUAAGGGUGGGUGGGGACAAUACAAGCAAGAGUAGUUUGUCACCUGUCGUCAGUGACCUGUCUCCUUGAUGACCACCUGGACACCUGUACCCCUGUUUACAAACUGUUCCUGUAGUAUGACCUGACGACACAGUAAACGCAAAACACUUACCAGUAGUAGAUACAGAACAGUGUAGUUUAUUAUGAUGUACAGUAUAUUUGUGUUUGAAACUGUAGUGGAAUGAUGCAACAGGAAGGAGAUGAAAAAGAAGACUGAGAAUGAAAUGGAAGGAUUGAGGUGUGUGUGAGACAGUGUACAGCACAAGGAUAGUGGUGACUCUCUUUACAUAAUGGAUAGUGAGAGACAAUAUGGUCAGUGAGCUACAGAAAUAAUCAUAGAUUUCUGGUACAGAGAACAGAUUAUGUCGUGUCGUGAGAUCACACCAUGGGGACUUGUUUGUGUAGCUAAAUAUGAGCCAGAGUGGUCCUGGGACACCAGAUGUAAUGCUAAGUUUUGUCUUUAUGUUCUAACUCAGUGGCGUUGCUUUUAUGUAAAUAUUUUUAGGCCAUAGUUAAUGUAAGAUUUUGUUCAUUUUUUUAACUAUAAAUCAAAACGUGUAUCUUUUUUAUGUACUGUACAUGAUAAUCAAAUUAGUAUUUUGUGUGAGUUGUUUUAGGUGGGGAGGAUGUGUUGUGUGCAGGGUGACAUACACACACACACUACACUGUAUAUAAACCUUAUUUAAUAAUAUUUGCAUAAUAGGAUGUAAUAGAAAAUGGUGUCGAAAGACGAGUCAUUAUUGUUUUUUUUCUUUAUUAAGGGAGAUUAAUAAAUAUCUCAGAUCCUUGUGUUAAUAUAAACAUUAAGUUAGAGAGAAAUGAAGAUCUUUUUGGUAAGACUUCUCACAUUGUUGUUAGGAAGUUCAAAGUGUAAAGUACUUAGAAUAUUGUAAUUUUAUAUAUAUAGAUAUAUAAAUGAGGGGGAAUAUUAUUUGUCUCUCUAGGAUGUCAGUGUAUGGAGUUCACACUAAACACAUGAAUUACAAAAUAAAACACAAAAAAACAAGGCAAAGAAGAACAAAAAUGGUUUUUGUUUUUGUUUGUCCUUGUAAGACUUUUAUUUUCAGAUUGAAUAAAUUUUUAACCUUUUUUAAAAUAAAUUAUAAGAGAACUGAGAUUUAAUAUUCCCAAAUAUGUUAAUUUGGGAGUUUAAUGUUGAGAUAUUUAGAUAUUUUGUUCAAUAAUGGAUAAUAUCUGUUUGUUCCGUGUAGUGACCAUUUUUAUACACCGGCCAGCUGCUGUCAUGUGGUGGCCAUCUGUAAUGAAUGGAGUCAUAUGUUCACAAGUGUCAGGUAUGAUGAGUGGAAUCAUCUGUGUACCAGAGUCUAUUUUUACCAAUGAAUCGUUAGUUUGUUGUAGCGUCAAAUUUCACGAAGGAACCAAUUUGUUUACAGGUUAGCUUAAAAUAGUGAAUCAGUUGUUAAUAUAUAAUCAUAGUAUCCAAUAUGAUUAGAUCUUAUUUGCCUACAGGUGUGUUUUCACUUUGAACUGCCAGAUGUAUUGAAUGAAACCAUUUGUGUACAAGUCAGUUUUUAUUAGUAAGCUUUAUGUUUACUGCCACAGCCAAUUUUGUGAACGACCUCCAUUGUUUUAUGUUAACUUACGAAUGAAUCCAUUUGUUUACUAUGAUGUCCUUCACUCGGGAUGCCAGAAACCUCCAGCCAAGCACCGUGUUUAUUGUAAGAUUGUUGUCCCCCCGCCCCCCCUUAGAGGACCCGUGUAUACUGACCGUCACAAACUGGCCACACUACCACCUCCCCCUGUGUGGUGAGUGAUGACACUACAACUUGCAUUUAUAGGGGAUGACUUAACUUAGGAUACCAUAACCAACCUCGAGACUACUGAAAAUUGGGUUCAUGGUAGUUUAUCAUUUAAUUAAUUUUGAUAAAUACAGUACUGUACCGUUUAUGAAUGUAUUAUCAGUACGGUAUUGCAUUAUUAUUACGUAUUGUUAUUAGCUACAAUAUGCUUCAGCUCCAUAUGUCACUGACUGACUCCCUCACUGACAGAGAAUAAUUGUCACUGACUCACUCACUUAUUCACUGUCAGAGAAAAAUUUACUUGUAAGGUGACGCAGCAUACGAGUAACUUGUACUUAUUAUCGUCCUGGCCCCUGGGAGUUUACUGUUCGGUGUCGUGAGUUAUCGUCAGUGUGUGUUGUUGAGACUAGACGACACAAGGCUGGGGUUGUCCUGACCUCACACCACUAGGGGGAGUUACUGGUAGUCUGGCCUCUGGUAGAGUCUAAUACAACAAGUGUUAAAAACUGGUCAUUGUUGGUGUUUGUCCUAACUAAAAAUUUGUUCCAUAUUGAUAAUAGAAAACUCUCAUCUCCUUCCAACUGUUAUUACCAUGAAUAGUUAAUAUGAGAAUUUUUGUUUCAUAGAGAUUUGACCUUUAUUAUUAACUUGCUUAAGGAUUAUUGAUAUUGGAUACUGAGGUACAGAGGUUAAAGGUGUAUUUUGAAAUUAAACAUGACAUUAAUACAUUUCUUUAAGAUAUAGUAAUGUCACUUAGUCUUGUUCAAUAGGUGGAGAGAUGAGGGUGUGUGUGUGUGUGUGUGGUAUGUGUGGUGUAUGUUUGGGUGGUAUACUGGUAUGCAUAUUGGGUGUACUUAUAUAGGAAAUGAUUAUAGGGUGUGUAUAUGUAAGGAAUGUGUACAUUUAAGUGUAUACGUGUUGUAUGGGUAUGUAUUUUGUAUGUGUAUGAUUUUAGAUUUGUUUAGGGCAUACACCAACUACAACCGGUUAGAAAUAAUACUACAACUGUACUAAGAGUGGACAAGAUACAUAGUGUAGUUUGUCCCCGUUCAAAAGUGACUUGAGAACGUCCACAAAGAGCUUGCCACAGUUAUAUAUGUGUAUUUAUGUGUAUAUUGUGUACAUAAUUCCAGUAACUUUUAUAUAUGUUUUGUAUAUAGUACAUAAAUAAAAAGAUCUCAUUUGAA
Molecule: messenger RNA, 6304 nt
Organism: Homarus americanus (American lobster)
Lineage: Eukaryota; Metazoa; Arthropoda; Malacostraca; Decapoda; Nephropidae
Product: frizzled-1-like
Exons: 1
Coding region: 1-642 (213 amino acids)
Biological process (GO): non-canonical Wnt signaling pathway; canonical Wnt signaling pathway
Cellular component (GO): plasma membrane
Molecular function (GO): Wnt receptor activity; Wnt-protein binding
Source: RefSeq, a predicted model, not a curated record